Molecule: messenger RNA, 510 nt
Organism: Histoplasma mississippiense
Lineage: Eukaryota; Fungi; Ascomycota; Eurotiomycetes; Onygenales; Ajellomycetaceae
Exons: 5
Coding region: 1-510 (169 amino acids)
Molecular function (GO): zinc ion binding
Source: RefSeq, a predicted model, not a curated record
AUGGCUUGCAUUCAUAUUGAUUCUCCUGAUGUCUGUCUUUUCUGUUUCAACGGCGGAUGUACGGGGGAUAGGAAUCACUCAAGCAUCCACCACCAGCGCUCAGGACAUCCGCUCGUGUUGAAUAUCAGGAGGACAAGGAAAGCCGUGCAGCGAGAUGAACCCCCCCCUAAGAUGUCGAAGCUAGCCAUCACUGCGGAAAGAGAAGAAGAUCGCUACGACACUACCACGAGAGUUAGCUGCCAUUCUUGUCAAGUUAGUGACAUUGAAAAAUCUGCUGGGAAACUCCCAGCGGUUGUCAAUGGUGUAUUGAAAGCUGCCACAUUCUCACGGAAGGAGGAAGUCAAGGCCUGGGAGCAGGAAUACAAACCGUGCCAGCAUAUACUGUCUCUCGUCCAGGAUCAAUCGAAUCAGACAACGCCAAAAGAUCUAUGUAAAUGCUCCUCAUGCGACUUAAAAGAGAACCUCUGGUUGUGCCUCGAAUGCGGUAAUUUAGGGUGUGGUCGAAAUUGA